AUGGAUAGGAUCCCUUAUGCCUCAGCUAUUGGAUCUGUCAUAUAUGCGAUGCUAUGUACAAGACCAGAUGUAUCUUAUGCUUUAAGCAUAACUAGUAGAUACCAAGCUAAUCCAGGUGAACGUCACUGGACUGUAGUAAAGAACAUUCUUAAGUACUUGAGAAGGACUAAAGAUAUGUUUCUGGUCUAUGGAGAUGGUGAACUGGUAGUUCAAGGGUAUUCCGAUGCCAGCUUUCAAUCUGAUAAAGAUGAUAGCAAAUCCCAGUCUGGUUAUAUUUUCAUAUUUAAUGGUGGUGCUGUGAGUUGGAAAAGUUCCAAACAAGAAACUACAGCAGAUUCUACAACUGAAGCUGAGUACAUCUCUGCAUCUGAGGCAGCAAAAGAGGCUGUUUGGAUCAAAAAGUUCAUCACUGAACUUGGUGUGGUUCCUAGCAUUAUUGAUCCAGUAACUCUGUACUGUGAUAACAAUGGAGCCAUAGCACAGGCUAAGGUACCAAGGUCUCAUCAGCGAUCCAAACAUGUACUCAGGAGGUUCCAUUUGAUCAGAGAGAUCAUUGAGCGAAAAGAUGCAAUGAUAGAAAAGGUCCACAUUGAAGAAAAUCUUGCAGAUCCUCUUACUAAGGCGUUGUCCCAGCAAAGACACGAUCACCACCUGUAG
Hevea brasiliensis (rubber tree) is the source of this 657-nucleotide messenger RNA. Its product is annotated as secreted RxLR effector protein 161-like. The record is from RefSeq and is a predicted model, not a curated record. Lineage: Eukaryota; Viridiplantae; Streptophyta; Magnoliopsida; Malpighiales; Euphorbiaceae. Bases 1 to 657 code for a protein of 218 amino acids. The transcript has a single exon.